AUGCCUUGCCACCGAUCAUAUGCCGCAUUACGUCUACUUAUCGCAGCAUUGCAGCUGCAAGCAAUUGUAAAAGCCGCACAACCAACGCGUCGCCGAGCACUCGUCGGCGGCCUCGCGAGCGCUACCGUACCAACGCGUCGACGCGCGCUCGUCAGCGGCAUCGCCACAGCGGUCGUACCAGCAAUAGCACAAGCGCGCGUGCGCGGCGCCGCCGAGCUCGACGCUGAGUACUAUGCGCGCAGGGCGUUUGAGAAGGUGACCAACACGAGCCCAGACGUCUUCGACGCGCGGCGUGCACGCGCGGCGCCCGUCGCCGCGGCGGCGCGACCCGUCGACGCGGCGCUGCUGGCGGCCGUACGAAAGGAAGGCGUAUCCGCGCUCGCAGCGGCGAGCGGUGCCAGCGCUCGUACGAUCACAGACGCCAUCGCCGCGCGCGAGCCCGCAGCUCGUAAGGCGUUUGCGACGAGGGCGGCGCGCGACCUCGACGCUGGCGACGCGACCUCAGAUAGUGCUGGUGUUGCGGUGCUCGCAUUGUACGAGGAAGCCGCCGAGCGCCUCCUAGACAAGAAGAGCCGCGCCGCCUUUGCGACCGCGUUUGGCGCCGCUCUUAUCGCGAAUCGCGGGCCGGCGCCUGCCCCCGGAGCGUCGUUCAAGUCGCUGAUAAAAGGCGCGGAAGACACGCUCGCCGCGUGGAAAGCUACCGGUUGGACGAAGGACGCGAAGAUUACGUUCGAGGGUAGCGCGGAUCUCGCGGAGGCUGCCGACGACUUUGCCUCGGGCUACGAGGUCAAAAUCUCCGUCGCUCUGGGCGGCGCCGCGUCGUGCCUGGCCGACGCAUGCCUCGAGGAACGGGGCAUUGCCUGGCACCCGGACCCGUGCUGCCUCGCGCUAGCCUCGUACCUGACCCAGUCAAAGGUCUCAUUGACCGCUCCGACGCCCCACAAAUUCGACGAGUUCCUGCUCGACGACGUGUAUCGCGACGACCCGCGGGCGUUUCUGCCCUCUACGUUAUUGGGGUUGUUUGUUGUGGCAAAGUAAUUUGUUGUGCACCG
Molecule: messenger RNA, 1052 nt
Organism: Pelagomonas calceolata
Lineage: Eukaryota; Pelagophyceae; Pelagomonadales; Pelagomonadaceae
Source: the annotation of a GenBank genome assembly